Didymodactylos carnosus is the source of this 924-nucleotide messenger RNA. NCBI's taxonomy places the organism in Eukaryota, Metazoa, Rotifera, Eurotatoria, Philodinida, Philodinidae. The record is from the annotation of a GenBank genome assembly.
AUGGCUUACACGCAGAUAGUACCAUUAUCAAAUGAAACAACUUCAUCUUCAAACGGAACAUUGAAUAGCUUACUUUCUAAAUCGAUGUUGACGACAACCAAUUAUUCUUUAUCAUCUUUUCUAUUAUCAUUUUCAUCUGAUUUAAACUGUUUACCAUACACAAAUUCAACCGUCUAUGAUCAUUUAACUGGAAUACAACAACGUUUUAUCUAUCCGAUUUAUCUUGAACCAAAUGUUGCUGUCGUAUUUCAUAUCAAGUCACAAGCUCAAUUAAAAUCUGUAGCGAAAAAAUUGUUAUUUUUAAAAAAUAAAUAUCCUGUGCCGAUAGAAGUAUACAGUUUAAUUGGUAAUUAUUUCCGUAUCUUAGGCAACGUAUAUCAAUCAAUCGAAUGUUUUCGUUGUGGAUUGGCAAUAGAUCCCUACGCAUCACUCAUUCUAAUUAAUUUAGCUCGUAUUAUGUAUAAUUUAAAUCAUACAAAUGAUACUAUUUAUUUAAUUCAACAAUCUAUAGACAAUCGAUUAGAUCAUACGGCAACAUGGUUAGAACAUUAUGUACUGGGUCAAGCAUAUGAGAAAUUAAAACAGUAUUCACAUGCAUGUAAACAUUUUCAAUUCACUCUUAGUUUAAAAAAACAUUUUCAAUCUGCACUAAAUUAUAUUAAUCGACUAAAUUGUACUAAUAAUCGAAAUAUUAAGAAAAUUAUUCAACAACAACCUUAUAGAGAGAAUGAAAAAAAUCGAUCGUUUAUUUCCCUAGGUUUUCUUUUAAUGUUGACUUGUUUUUUAUGUUUCAUAUUAUUUACAUUUAUGUUAGAUAAUAUUAUCACGCUAACCAAUGAUGAGCAUCAUCAACAUCAACGUUUUCGAAGACGUUUUAAACGUAGUCUCGUUGUCAGAUCAUUGAAAAUAAAUGCACAAAGAUAA